AUGCAUAAGAGAAGAAAAUUCAGCUCAGGAUGUUUCUUGCGCGGCAAGUUUUAUGUGAUCGGCGGUAGAAAUGAGUAUAAUGAACACCUAACUUGUGGAGAACGCUACGAUGAGGAGACAAAUUCUUGGACGCUCAUCCCAGACAUGCUUGGAAGCAUGACGUUCAUGCCUUCCCAGUCGCCGCCCCUCAUCGCAGUGGCCAACAACAACCUUUACUCGCUUGAAGCAUACUCAAACGAGUUGAGGGUUUAUGAUGUAAAUGCAAACAGUUGGAAGAAACUUGGUGUUGCACCUGUGAUAUCAAAUGUGGGCUUCGGUUGGGGCGUGGCGUUUAAGUCAAUUGGAAAUAGGCUUUUGUUGAUUGGAAACUCGUCUCCUCAUUCUUCGUGUGCGACAAUGAGAGCUUUCACGUGUCGUCGUCCGUCUCCAGACGUGGAGGAGCUAGUUUGGGAAGAGCUAAAUACCAACUAUGGCAAUGUUCAGUUCGACCAUUUCAUUCGUAAUUGUUGUGUAAUGUUUGCUUAG
Camelina sativa (false flax) is the source of this 525-nucleotide messenger RNA. The record is from RefSeq and is a predicted model, not a curated record. NCBI's taxonomy places the organism in Eukaryota, Viridiplantae, Streptophyta, Magnoliopsida, Brassicales, Brassicaceae.